Messenger RNA from Trichoderma virens Gv29-8, 2775 nucleotides. RefSeq lists its product as uncharacterized. Bases 1 to 2775 code for a protein of 924 amino acids. The transcript has a single exon. Gene Ontology annotation, molecular function: ATP binding; ATP-dependent chromatin remodeler activity. NCBI's taxonomy places the organism in Eukaryota, Fungi, Ascomycota, Sordariomycetes, Hypocreales, Hypocreaceae. The record is from RefSeq and is a predicted model, not a curated record.
AUGAUCAAAACCCGAGCAAACUGCACUCGAGCCCCAUCGCCCAAGCCGGGCGUACAGAGCAUGUGGGGUCCCAACUAUCAACCCAGCAUCAAGGUUAUCCUCAGGAGGUUGGCCGAUGACAGCAAUACUUUUCGCGUUCCCGUUUGUGACCACACCAGACAAAUCAUCGGGAUGGUCGACUAUUCCGCCAGCAAGGCCUUGGCACCUCUGCUGGACUUUAACAUUCGCGUCAGGACUGACUGUCGUAUGCCGCCGCAGCCUAUGGGACCUGGGGAGGUACCCGGCCAGGCUGUGUCACGCUCUUACAUCCUUGACAUUGUCUUGUACGGACCGAUAAGGUACGCCAGGAAUGUUGGGACCCUUUUGGAAAGAUCUGGCAUACCGCUUCAGCAGCCCUACAUCAUUCAGAGAGGCAUCAGACUCUGCAACCCUCACACCGCGGACUACUUGCGCUCACUCAAGAAAACGGCCUCUGGAGUUAAUGGAAAUUAUGCUAUCUCAGAGCCCCCUCGAGUUACAAACUUCACUCCCAGAACCGUUGAAGAAGUCCGCUCAGAAGUCAUGGGGGUAUUUGAUUCUCUUACUAGGAGUGACGAACUACCCACCGAGGACCCCCCCGACUGCAUCAUAACUCCCUUGCUCACUCACCAGAAACAAGGUCUCUACUUCAUGAUAGCUAGAGAACAACCUCGCGAGCUACAGCUAGACGAGAAGGGCAUGGUUUCUUUCUGGCAGACCAAACUUGCCCCGACUGGGCAACCGGUCUUUCAUAACGUCAUCACCGACGAGGGCCAGGCUACAGUCCCUACAGAUACCCGCGGCGGUAUACUAGCUGAUAUGAUGGGCCUUGGAAAGACACUCAGCAUCCUGUCGCUCAUAACUAGCACCAUGGACGAAGCACGAGAAUUUAAGCGGCUCACGCCUGAGCAGCCGUCCGCACCGGAAACCAGGCAGACAAGGGACGAAAUGGACCCGAUACAGGCGCCGCUGGGUUUGACGCCCGUGUCCCAAAACACUAGAUCAACUCUGAUUAUAUGCCCUCUUAGCACAAUUACUAAUUGGGAGGAGCAAAUCAAGCAGCACGUAGCUCCUGGCAAGCUCUCUUAUCACAUCUACCAUGGGCCCAACCGGAUCAAAGAUUUGGCGCGGCUCGCACAGUUCGACAUCGUGAUUACAACUUACGGAUCUGUUUCCAACGAGCUUAGCUCUCGGCGGAAGGCCAAGACAGGCAGCUUUCCCCUUGAAGAGCUUGGAUGGUUCCGCAUCGUUCUAGACGAAGCACACAUGAUUCGCGAGCAGACCACGAUGCAGUUCAAGGCCAUAGUUCGUCUCCAAGCCCAACGGCGGUGGGCUGUAACCGGAACUCCUGUCCAAAACCGGUUGGAUGAUUUCGCAGCUCUCUUGUCCUUUCUUCGUCUGGAGCCUUUUCACCAUAGAUCGAAAUUCCUUCGUCACAUUGUGGAGCCGUUCAAGGCCUGUGACCCUGACAUUGUGCCCAAGCUCCGUAUUCUUGUUGACUCAAUCACCCUUCGCCGACUCAAGGACAAGAUCGACUUGCCUCCCCGAGAAGACCUCAUCGUCAAACUUGAUUUCAGCCCAGAGGAACGCAGCAUAUACGAUCUCUUUGCCCGGAAUGCUCAGGAUCGAGUCAAGGUCUUGGCUGGAAACCCUACCUCCGUGGCCCUUGGCGGAAACACCUAUAUCCACAUUCUCAAAGCCAUUCUUCGCCUUCGAUUGCUCUGUGCACAUGGUAAAGACUUGCUGAAUGACGAAGACUUGGCAGCCCUGCGAGGCAUGUCGGCGGAGAUGGCAAUCGACAUCGACGAAGACGAUGAGAAUGCAGGCGGCUCGCUACUGUCUCACCAGAAAACGCACGAAAUGUUUACGUUGAUGCAAGAUACGAACAAUGACAACUGUAUAGAAUGCAACAAGAAGAUCUCCUCUCAGGAGCAACCAAUAGAUGCUGAGAAGGAAGACGACACAAUAGGAUACAUGACGUCUUGUUUUCAUGUAGUUUGUCGAUCAUGCAUAAGAGUCUUCAAGCAACGAGCCAAGGCCGCACUGUCGCCCGGCGAGUUUGCCGGUCCCUGCAUUGUUUGCAACGCUCAUGUCCGAUUCGGCUUCGUCAAUAUCCGUCGUUCGGAUGCAGACGGCGAACACGACGGUAUUCUCAAAUCAAAAUUUAAACACGCCCGAAAAGAUCUCGAUAAUUACAACGGGCCCCACACCAAGACUAAAGCCCUCCUUGAGGAUCUUCUCAAAUCCAAAGCCGCCAGCGAUGCCAAUCCUCAAGAACUACCAUUCAAGUCUGUUGUUUUCUCAGGAUGGACAUCGCACUUGGACCUCAUCGAACUGGCUCUCAAGGAAGCCAACAUCAAGUUUACAAGAUUAGAUGGCAGCAUGACACGACAGGCACGCACAGUGGCCAUGGACAAUUUCCGCGAAGACCGCAGCAUUCACGUCAUUCUUGUUUCCAUUACGGCCGGUGGACUGGGCCUAAACUUGACUGCCGGUAACAAUGUGUACGUGAUGGAACCGCAGUACAACCCGGCAGCCGAAGCUCAGGCGGUCGAUCGUGUGCACCGCCUGGGCCAGAAACGCCCUGUGCGUACGAUCCGAUACAUUAUGCGCAAUAGUUUUGAAGAAAAGAUGCUCGAAUUGCAAGAAAAGAAGAAGAAACUAGCGAGCCUCAGCAUGGACGGCCAAAAUAAGGCGCUGGACAAGGCAGAGGCUGCAAGACAGAAACUCAUGGACCUCCGAAGUCUUUUCAAAUGA